AACACACGUAACAGCACACCAGGUACUGCAGUCUACACUGACAGUAACAGAUAAACCUCUUAUUUGUAAGUUGGAGCGACAGACCACUCUUUGAAGAAGACUGUUGAUCGUUUCUGGAAGGGUACACUAGAUACCGGAUUAUUAUAGCAGCAGCAUCGUGACAAAAAAUUAAUUUGGUUCUAGAGAGAUGCAGACAUUACAAAGCACCUGCUGAAGAAAUUACUUUGAUGGAUAGAAUGCUGAAACAGUCCCAAUGCUUAGAGGAUGGUCAGGCUUGUAGCAAAGGCUCAUCCACGCUAUUACUGAACGGCAGCUAUAAAUACAAUGAUGGAGGACUUCAGUCUGUUAAGGAUACGUCAUCUUCAGAUCCCAUAACUCUCCUUGACAGGCUCUCAGUAACUCAAAACAUCUGGCUGCAGCUGGGUCUCCCCUUUGAAAAGGCUAAAGAGAUCCUUGAAGAAGAAUUGAUGGGUUCUUUCCUAAUAACAGGAGGGAAGAAUGGAAAACCAAAAAUGAUCACGAUUCGUGUGCCUAACGUAGACCAGACUUCCAAAAUUCAGGAUUUUAUUAUCCUUGAGGAGAAAACAGUUGUUCGCCUGGAGAAUUCUCAUCUGGGAUUUGUAGAUAUUUUUCAACUGAUUGCCUUCUACCUGAUCACCAGAGAUGUUUUGCCAUGUUGUCUGCACUUACCAACAGUAGUUCUGGAGCUAUCAAAACGAGAAGACCUGGAAAGGGUUUCUGAGCUUGGUAUACAAUUUUGGACUUCAUCUUUUAAUCGAAAGCAAGAAUAUUUUUGCCACACAACUAGAGAGACUACUGCAUCAACUGAGCAAAAGCCAGACACAGUGGGCCUUGGAAGUCAACAGAUGUGCUCCAUUCAGGUGACUACAGAAAAUGGAGCCCUUUGUUUUAUCAAUCCACUUUUUAUAUCUGUGCAUGGAGAUAGCUGGUUGACGGAGGUACCAUCAUCAAUGCACUCCUUUAGAAACCAAGGUAAUGCUGUCAAGCUCAGGAAUGAGGAAGGCUUCAAAAGCAACCUUCUGCUCAUGAAAACACAGGUUUCCAUUGAUUCAGAACCUAUAGGCUGGGGUGCUUUGGAUUCAGAGGAAUUUCAGCAAUCACAAAAUAAGAUUGAAGAGGCAUUCACAGAUAUAAAUUGUGAGUCACCAUAUCUAAUCGACAGUGCAGACAAAAGAAGGAAAUCCUGGGUUCCUUUACCUUCUGGGAGUAGCAGUGACUCCAUGGAUUCAGAAUACUUUGAUAAGAAGUUAAUUUUCCAGUCACCAUCAGUAGAAGUAAAGGAGGAGGACCUUAAAAGUGAUGGUAAAGAUAUCCAUAUUGUUCAGUCCCCUCACCGAGCUUCAUGGAUUGAAGGGGACCAGAUUACAAGGCCUCGACUGCUGAAGAAAUCCAGAUCAGAAGCCUCUCUUUUCUCAUGUGAAAGUUUGCUUUUGCCUCCCAUCUCAGAGCUUGAUUCCUUGUCAAUAAGUAGCAUGGAAGAUGAAGGAGACAGCCUCUCCACGUUGACAGUUGCCACCAAUAAGAAAAGGCAUUCCACUGCUCUGACUAACAAGGUACUGCAUCGCCUUUCAGCAGUGAGUAAUGUGCUUACUGGCUUAAUCUCUUUUGACAGGAGAGUAAACAAAAAAAUCCUAGACCUGAUUCAGGAACAGACUUCUUACUUAGGUGGCUUAGUGCAGAGCUUCAUCUCUCACACCUUGAAAAAUUCCUCCAAGUACCCCACCAGCACAGAACUGCUACAGGAAAUUAGGCAGAUGAUCACUAACCUGAAGAACUACCUUCUGGAAGGUUCCGAGUUGCAGCCAGUUCUGGAGCAUCCAGAGGCAGAAGAUUACAACUUAGAUAGUAUAAUAGAGGAAGCACUGUACAAAGGCAUCCUGAAACCCUUGAAAAAUCACAUCUACUUCCAGCUCAAUGAAUUUCAUACCAAGGAUGGCACUUUGAAGAAACUGAAGGACAACCAGAAGACAAUGAAAUGCCAGAGUCUGCCUGGACUUGGAGUUACUGCCAGUGUACCUGAUGCUGCAGGACUUGAGAAAAUCCGUCAAAAAUUCACUUUGAUGCACUCCACCUAUUCUCCUAAGAAGAAGGUGAUGCAGCUCCUGAAAGCCUGCAAACUCAUUUAUGACGCCAUGGCAAACACAUCAAACAAACCAUAUGGUGCAGAUGAUUUCCUGCCAGUGCUGACAUAUGUGUUGGUACAAAGUGACAUAGACCGUCUACAGUUGGAUGUGGAGUACAUGAUGGAACUUCUGGACCCAGCACUGCUACAUGGAGAAGGUGGUUAUUACCUCACUACCUUGUUUGGAGCUCUUUACCACAUCGGCAAUUUCCAACCAAAGAUGAUAACUCGCCAAAUCAGUGCUGAGGCACAAAAUUCUAUCCACCAAUGGCACCGCAGAAGAACACUGCACCAUAAUCACUCAUGGAGACGUGUAACCCAGGACUUUUUGUACGUUUCCUUCCAAGAGCCCUUUUCUAUGCAGAAGACCAUCCCAACAUCAAAGCACAUGACUGCAGCUGAGAUCUGCAGAACCUGCUGUGAGAAAUAUGAGGUCAAAAACCCAGAGAGCUAUGGACUCUUCUUGGUGAGAGAUAAUGAAUACCAACUCCUAGACGAUGUAAGUUGCCCUCAGAAAAUCAAGGCAGACCUCCAGAAAACAGAAGGAAGCAUAAUUAAUUUUGUUUAUGCACAAAAGAGCAGCUCAUCAAUAAGCAGAACACCUUCAGAGGAACUACUCACACAAUUGUAAAUUGGUUUGUUAGUACUCCCCGCUAACCUACAUCACUGUAAUUUCAUGUAUAACACAGAAAGGAAAGUAACACAUCAAUGCUAUCAUAUUAACUGGUGAACAAAAUCUUUGUGUGGCCACAAAGGAAAGUUCGGUCUCAGCUGACAUAGUGCUGCAUUUUACGGGAGCAUAUGUGCAAUAAAACAUUUGAAGUGUCUGUACUGCCUUUGACUACAUCCUGACUGUCAAAUCCCAUUUUGUGACAGCUUAAAGAAUUAGGAGUUUGUUAUACAUUUCAUAUUUUUCCUGUCAUGACAAUAAACAUUAUCAGGUUGUACAAGUAUUAACUAAGAAGAA
Molecule: messenger RNA, 3110 nt
Organism: Protopterus annectens (West African lungfish)
Lineage: Eukaryota; Metazoa; Chordata; Ceratodontiformes; Protopteridae
Product: ras and Rab interactor 3-like
Exons: 12
Coding region: 228-2774 (848 amino acids)
Biological process (GO): signal transduction; vesicle-mediated transport
Cellular component (GO): endocytic vesicle; cytosol
Molecular function (GO): guanyl-nucleotide exchange factor activity; small GTPase binding
Source: RefSeq, a predicted model, not a curated record